GCUGCUUUAUGAACUUGAGACAUGCGAAAGGCCACUACCAAGAUUUUUUUUUUAUUCCUAUCUUUGGUUUUAGACUGAUUUUACUCAAGGUAUUGAUUUUCUUUAGAAAUAAGGAACAAUUCCUUUUUUUUUUUAAAGAUCUCUGAAAGGUGGAAUUGAUUUCUACGGACUUUUCUUGGUAAUUCUAGUUAAUUUCGAACUAGCUAUAGAUAUUGAUGUUCUUUUGGCUUUUGGUUUGCCAUUGCAAAAAUGAAGAAUAAAUACAGUCCUGUUUCAGACUCUGACGAGUCUUUCAAAACGCUCAUUGAUGAGAAAUCAGAUAUACAUUCUUCAGAGGGUACGCCUCCUCCGUAUUCAGCUACAAACAAAUUUAUUGAUUUAGAAAUGGCUGAUGGAUCCGCUCAGCAUUCCGCCCAAGAGUCCACUAACAAUACUGGGUCGGAUUCGACAUAUUCAAAGUGGAUUAUUAUCAUAUAUCUCUUUUUUUUUGCAUCACUUGUGUAUAUUGGGGCUUAUGGUAUUCUUCUCGUGAUGUUCUUUUAUUUCAAAGUUCCUGUGAGGGCGCAAGACCUUUGGGGACUUUUUGGCGGAUUUAUUGGAGCGAUAUCAUUAUUUCUCUGUUUGGCGCAUAUGCUCUACCCGGGGUGGUACAAGCAAGCUGGAAGAGCAACCAAAAACGUAUUGUCAGCUAUGUGUGUCGCAGUAAUAUAUACGGCUCUUCUGAAUGGCGUUGGUUUCGUCGUCUAUUAUAAUGUAAAGAAAAUAAUAGGAUUUGAAAAGAUGAACGAUAUUGCUUUCUAUGGUGUCUGCUUUGUUAACGUUGCCUUGUUUGUUUUUAUUUCGAUAAAUCCAAUUGCCCGUGAACGACUUAGAUUGUUAGUCAUUGAUAUAGGAAACGGUGCAAACGGCAUAGGAAAUUCUGUGAAUCGUGUUUUUGGAACAAAUCGAGGAGAUGAAGUAUCUCAGAACGAAGAAAUCGAACUUCAACCUCUUGCUGAGCAAAGGGCUGAAGUUUGAAUUUUAACGAACCUGGUUUACGUUUUCAUAAUUCACAUUUCCUUUGGAAGUAUUCAUGUCAAUAUUGCAGUCCAUCAACUUUGCAUUCGCAUUAUCCCCCAAAGUAAGCAUUAUCUUAAUAAGACGGUUCAAGUUGCUUUUCUCAUUCACUCUUUCAUGAAUCUUUUUAUUCGUUACGCAAUAUCGUUGUUUAUGCUUCGUGAAUAGAAUCGAACACCCUCUUUAAUGAUUAUUUAAGUACUUUUACGAAAAUUCUGCCGUGAUUAACUAUAGCUUCAACAUAGUGUCGUGUAACUGCAUGUCUUUUAUAAAUGUAGUCAAGGCCGGAAUAUUGCAAUGUCAUCAUACAGAAGAGUGUUUUACUACAAAAUGUUAAGAACGUCCUUACUGGAUCACGACUGAACUUGUAGUAAUCUUACCGACUGGAACAAAUGUUUGUGGCUAUACCUAGGCAAAAACAGCACACCAGUUCCCGCUCGAUCACUGCAGGAAGUGGAACCGUCUGAAGGCUCGUUAGUACUAUGGUUGGAGACAACAUGGGAAUCCGUGAUGCUGUAGGCUUUUUGUUUUUAGUUUAUGCAUUUUUCAGGUUCUUGCUUUAUGAUCUUUUAUAAAAAGGUCUUCCAAAGUAUUACUCGUUUGCUUCAAAGGAUUUCAAUUUACACCAAGUAUUGUGUUACACUGCACUUAGCGAAAAUGGACGUAUCUGAAGGUAUAGAAAAGCAUGUUGGAAAAGAAAGAAAGGAGACGGUUAUUUAAAGACGUGUAACAUAAUGAAAGACUAGAUUGAAAUCAAUUUGCUUAAAAUAUGGGAGAGCAUAAAGAUCAUUUGAGGCGUUCUCUGAGCGGUAGGACGAUGAGAAUAGUAUUAACCUUUUUAAUGCAGUGCAAUUAUGAAAGGAAGGAAGGAAGGGAAUAGUAACUUUAGCUUGUGAUUUUUCAGUGUUGAUGAUUUCGACUCAUUUUGAAAGCAAUAAUAAGGAUAUAUUUGGGAGGGAACGCUGAAAAAAUGAAAAGAAUACUAAAAAAAUUAUAAAAGUACAACAGCAGCAGGAGUAGUAAUAGUACAUUGUUGUGUCGUCAACUAUAAAUACACAAUCUUGAGCCAAAGUAUAUGUUUGACAU
Schizosaccharomyces octosporus yFS286 is the source of this 2142-nucleotide messenger RNA. RefSeq lists its product as uncharacterized. The transcript has 5 exons. Lineage: Eukaryota; Fungi; Ascomycota; Schizosaccharomycetes; Schizosaccharomycetales; Schizosaccharomycetaceae. Bases 250 to 1017 code for a protein of 255 amino acids. The record is from RefSeq and is a predicted model, not a curated record.